This is a messenger RNA of Sphaerulina musiva SO2202, 927 nucleotides long. Its product is annotated as BAR domain-containing protein. The coding region runs from base 1 to 927 and encodes 308 amino acids. The record is from RefSeq and is a predicted model, not a curated record. Lineage: Eukaryota; Fungi; Ascomycota; Dothideomycetes; Mycosphaerellales; Mycosphaerellaceae. The transcript has 2 exons.
AUGGACAAGUUCCGCGCAUUCACCAAUACCAUCGGCUCCACGGUCACGCCCUUUGCGACUCGCAGUCAGCAGUGGAUCAAAGAGCAGACAGGCAACGCCGGCGAGAAGACGGAACUGCCACACGACUAUGUCGAACUGGAGACGCGCAUUGACGCGCUGAAGCAGACGCACCAGCGCUUGCUCGCGGCCACCAGCCAGUACGCGAACGAGGCAUACGAUUACCCCCCGAACGUGAAGGAGAGCUUCCAGGACUUGGGCAAGAGCAUCAGCGAGAAGGUCGGCCUCCUCAGUAAAGCAGGCAGCGCCGCCGAAGCCCAGGCCGCUCUCACUGCCCCUCCCUCCGCUAAGCCACAGCCGAAGACCUUUUCUCACGCCAUCGCACGCGCCUCUCUCGCUGGCUCCCAGACCAUCGCAACGGCGACGCCACAGGGCAGCACUGAGCCUGACCCUCUCUCGCAGGGUCUGGAGAAGUUCGCCAUUGCUUCUGAGAAAGUUGGCGAAGCUCGCCUUGAUCAGGACGAGAAGAUCCAAGGCAAGUUCCUUGCAGGCUGGAGCACAACCCUGAACCAGAGCAUCAAAUCCGCCGAUAAGGCCCGGACCGCUGUGCAGAAUGCACGCUUGAACCUGGAUGCCGUGAAGUCCAAGGCCGCAGCAGGCGGAAAGCAUGAGGAGUCCUACACUGAGCAGCAGCGUCACGCCAUCGAAGCCGCCGAGGACCAGUUCGUCGAGAAGGUGGAUGAGGCCACCAGCAUUAUGCGCAAUGUGCUCGACACUCCUGAACCGCUGAGGAAUCUCGUCGAGUUGGCCAAGGCACAGGCCGAGUAUCACAUGCGUGCUGCGGAGAUCUUGGAGGACGUGGCGCGGAGUGUCGGGGAGCUACAGCAGGAACAGGAAGAGAGCUGGAGGAAGGCACGUGAUGGGCAAUAA